Messenger RNA from Juglans regia (Persian walnut), 3057 nucleotides. Its product is annotated as aminopeptidase M1-like. Bases 85 to 2784 code for a protein of 899 amino acids. Lineage: Eukaryota; Viridiplantae; Streptophyta; Magnoliopsida; Fagales; Juglandaceae. Gene Ontology annotation, molecular function: peptide binding; zinc ion binding; metalloaminopeptidase activity. The record is from RefSeq and is a predicted model, not a curated record. Gene Ontology annotation, biological process: proteolysis; peptide catabolic process. Gene Ontology annotation, cellular component: cytoplasm. The transcript is spliced from 19 exons.
CAACGAUGUCGUUCAUGGCCUUGAAGUCAUGCACUUGCCAUGGAAGACGUCUGAUAUAAGUUACCACCCAUACGCCAUAACUCCAUGCUCCCUCGUCGCUCCUACCAUCAGUCUCUCUUUGCUUAUAGAGAAAAACCAGAGGAACAGAGUGCGCCGAAAUUCCAAAGUAUGGAGCAGUUCAUUGGCCAACCUCGGCUCCCGAAAUUCGCUGUCCCGAAACGCUACCACUUACGACUCAAACCGGACCUCACCGCCUGCAAAUUCGACGGCUCCGUCUCCAUCUACCUUGACAUCGUCGGCCAUACCCACUACAUCGUCCUCAAUGCCGCCGAACUUUCCGUCUAUCCCGGCUCCGUGUCGUUCACCAACCAAAACGUUUCCAAGCUGUUGGAGCCUUCAGCAAUUAAUUUGGUUGAAGUCGACGAGAUUUUGGUUUUGGAGUUCUCUGAGACCCUCCCGAUUGGGAUCGGGAUUUUGAGUAUCAUGUUUGAAGGAACUUUGAGCGACAAAAUGAAGGGGUUCUAUAAAAGUACAUAUGAGCAUAAUGGCGAGAAGAAGAAUAUGGCUGUUACACAGUUUGAACCAGCUGAUGCUAGGCGAUGCUUUCCGUGCUGGGAUGAACCUGCUUUCAAGGCUACAUUCAAAAUCACAUUGGAUGUGCCAUCUGAACUGGUAGCACUUUCGAACAUGCCAAUUAUUGAAGAAAAAGUGGAUGGGCAUCUGAAGGAAGUUUCAUAUCAAGAAUCACCACUAAUGUCUACCUAUUUGGUGGCAGUUGUUGUUGGUUUUUUCGAUUAUGUGGAAGAUCAUACUUCUGAUGGGGUCGUAGUUCGAGUAUACUGUCAGGUUGGUAAGGCAAAUCAAGGGAAAUUUGCAUUGAAUGUUGCUGUCAGGACACUCGAAUAUUACAAAGAAUACUUUUCUGUACCUUACUCUCUUCCUAAAUUGGAUAUGGUUGCAAUCCCUGACUUUGCUGCUGGGGCAAUGGAGAAUUAUGGUUUAGUUACAUACCGAGAAACAGCUUUGCUCUACGAUGAUCAGCAUUCUGCAGCUGCCAAUAAGCAGAGGGUCACAAUUGUUGUAGCCCAUGAACUGGCACACCAGUGGUUUGGCAAUCUUGUAACGAUGGAAUGGUGGACUCAUUUGUGGCUGAAUGAGGGGUUCGCGACAUGGGUUAGCUAUUUAGCAACUGAUAGCUUGUUCCCAGAAUGGAAAAUAUGGACUCAGUUUCUUGAUGAAUCGACUGAAGGCCUUAGGUUGGAUGGGCUUGCAGAAUCCCAUCCCAUUGAGGUGGAGAUAAAUCAUGCUAGUGAGAUAGAUGAAAUUUUUGAUGCAAUAAGUUACAGAAAAGGUGCAUCUGUUAUUCGGAUGCUGCAAAGCUAUCUUGGCGCUGAAUGCUUCCAGAGGUCGCUUGCUUCAUAUAUAGAAAGAUUUGCAUGCUUCAAUGCAAUGACAGAAGAUUUGUGGGCUGCCCUUGAGGAGGGAUCUGGUGAGCCUGUUAACACGUUAAUGAAUUCAUGGACAAAGCAAAAAGGAUACCCAGUUGUCUCUAUCAGAGUCAAAGAUCAGAAAUUGAUGUUUGAGCAGUCUCAAUUUUUGUCAAGUGGCUCCUAUGGGGAUGGACAAUGGAUUGUCCCAAUAACAUUGUGCUGUGGCUCAUACGAAGUGCACAAGAGUUUUCUACUACAAACAAAGUCUAGAACUCUUCAUAUCGAGGAAUUCUUGAGUGAUAAAAGUGAUGCAGUCUCAGCUUGGAUAAAACUUAAUGUGGAUCAGACUGGUUUCUAUAGGGUGAAAUAUGAUGAUAACCUUGCGGCUAGACUCAGAUAUGCAAUAGAGAACAAAUACUUCACUGCAACAGACAGAUUUGGCAUUCUGGAUGAUUCAUUUGCCCUUUGUAUGGCUCGCCAGCAAUCUUUGACCUCGUUGCUUACCUUGAUGGGUGCUUACAGGGAGGAACUUGAUUAUACAGUGCUGUCUAAUUUGAUUAGCAUAAGUUAUAAGGUUGCAAGAACUGUGGCUGAUGCAGUCCCUGACUUACUGGACUACAUUAAUCGAUUUUUUAUUCGCCUUUUCCUCUAUUCUUCAGAUAAGCUUGGUUGGGAGCCUAAGCAAGGCGAGAGCCAUCUAGAUGCAAUGUUGAGAGGAGAGAUUUUGACUGCCCUUGCUAUGUUUGGACAUGAUCUGACACUAAAUGAAGCAAGUAGGCGUUUUCAUUCAUUCCUAGAUGAUAGAAGUACGCCACUCCUCCCUCCUGACAUAAGAAAGGCAGCAUAUGUGGCUGUUAUGCGAAGAGUCAGCACCUUUAACAGAUUGGGUUGCGAAUCUCUUCUCAGAGUGUACCGGGAGACUGAUUUGAGCCAGGAGAAAAUGCGCAUUCUAAGUUCAUUGGCAUCUUCUCCAGAUCCCAGCAUAAUUCUUGAAGUUCUCAACUUUUUGUUGUCUUCUGAGGUUCGUAGCCAAGAUGCUGUUUUUGGACUCACUGUUAGUAGGGAAGGACGUGAAAUGGCUUGGAAGUGGCUGAAGGAUAACUGGGAGCAUAUUUCCCAAACCUGGGGUUCCGGAUUUCUACUAACUCGUUUUGUCAGUGCUAUUGUCUCACCAUUUGCUUCAUUUGAGAAGGCCAAAGAAAUAGAGGAGUUUUUUGCAAGCCGAAAUAAGCCGACAAUUGCUAGAACUUUGAAGCAGAGCAUUGAAAGAGUUGAGAUUAAUGCAAAUUGGGUGGAGAGUGUUCAGAAUGAGGAACAUCUGGCUGAUGUUGUGAUGGAACUGGCGCACAGGUAGAAAAAAUAGUAGGAGACGUAUGCUUGGCCUUUGUUCUCAACCAGGCAAGCCGAUCAAAUUUCACUGCUCUCAUAGCUUAAAAUCUGCCAGAACAGGGGUGGGCAAUAAUGAAUCAGGACAUCAGCAAACAUUAGUCUAUUAAAGAUGGGUUGGGUUUGUUUCCAAUAAUGGCUUUUGCCUUUUUAUUUUCCUUGCUUUUGUUUGUUUCUUGCAUGGAUGAAAGGGUGCUCCUCCCUCCUGUUUUUUAUCCUGAAUUUUAUCAUCUUUACUGAA